This is a messenger RNA of Tachysurus fulvidraco (yellow catfish), 2134 nucleotides long. RefSeq names its product EH-domain containing 1b (gene ehd1b). Lineage: Eukaryota; Metazoa; Chordata; Actinopteri; Siluriformes; Bagridae. The transcript has 5 exons. Gene Ontology annotation, molecular function: GTP binding; calcium ion binding; protein binding. Gene Ontology annotation, biological process: endosomal transport; endocytosis. Gene Ontology annotation, cellular component: plasma membrane; cytoplasm. The coding region runs from base 300 to 1895 and encodes 531 amino acids. The record is from RefSeq and is a predicted model, not a curated record.
CGUGACAGCUGUAGUAGUGAGCGCUCGCGCCUUAUAUAUUUACGAGUGCGCGAGCUCGGAGUGAGGCGCUGAAGUGUUAUACGUGAGGAAAAGUUUAUAGGAACUUUAUUUCAGUUGAAUUGUAAAGUAACUGAACUGUUUUUACAAACGGAACAUUUCACUUUCACAGCACGAAUUGUCUCAGAACUGAAUUGGAGUCUUUAAUGAAUCUGAGGUGAAUUAGCCGUGUGUGACCGUUACACGUGCGCGAGCGCCACCCUGUGUAGAGAUUGACACUGAGCGAGUUUCCGAACCGAACAAUGUUCUCCUGGACCAAGGACGGGAAGAAGAAAGACCCGGCGCUGUACCAGACGGUAGCGGACGGUCUGAAGCGGCUUUACCGGAAUAAAUUACUGCCGUUAGAGGACAUGUACCAUUACCAUGACUUCCAUUCUCCUGCGCUGGAGGACGCGGACUUCGAUAACAAGCCCAUGGUGUUGUUAGUGGGUCAGUACUCUACCGGGAAGACCACCUUUAUACAACACCUGCUGGAGCACGACUUCCCCGGCAUGCGGAUCGGACCUGAACCCACCACCGACUCCUUCAUCGCAGUGAUGCACGGAGAGCAGGACGGACUCGUCCCCGGGAACGCGCUGGUGGUGGAUCCGAAAAAACCGUUCCGCAAACUCAACGCCUUUGGAAACGCCUUCCUCAAUAGGUUUGUGUGUGCUCAGCUACCGAAUCCUGUGCUGGAGAGUAUCAGCAUCAUCGACACACCAGGAAUUCUGUCUGGAGAAAAGCAGAGGAUCAGUCGUGGUUAUGACUUUGCAGCAGUGCUGGAGUGGUUUGCGGAGCGAGUUGACCGGAUCAUUCUGCUGUUUGAUGCCCACAAGCUGGACAUUUCAGAUGAGUUCUCGGAGGUGAUCCGUGCAUUGAAAAACCACGAGGACAAAAUGCGAGUGGUUCUCAACAAGUCUGAUCAGAUCAGCACACAGCAGCUCAUGCGGGUUUAUGGCGCCCUCAUGUGGUCUCUUGGUAAGAUAGUGAACACUCCUGAGGUGCUGCGUGUCUACAUUGGCUCGUUCUGGACACAACCACUGCUGGUGCCUGACAACCGCAGACUGUUCGAGGCCGAACAGCACGACCUGUUCAGAGACAUCCAGAGUUUACCACGCAACGCCACGCUGCGCAAACUGAACGACCUCAUCAAGAGAGCUCGACUUGCCAAGGUCCAGGCAUACAUCAUCAGUGCCUUGAAGAAGGAGAUGCCAAACAUGUUUGGUAAGGAGAAUAAGAAGAAGGAACUGAUUGCUAAUCUGGGAGAGAUCUACACCAAGAUUGAGAAGGAACAUCAGGUCUCUCCUGGGGAUUUCCCAAAGCUCUCUAAAAUGCAGGAGCUGCUGGUGUCUCAGGACUUUACUAAGUUCCAGGCUCUGAAGCCAAAGCUACUGGAGUGUGUGGAUGACCUGCUGGAGAACGACAUUGCAAAGCUCAUGACGUUGGUGCGACAGGAGGAGUUGGUCACGCCCACUGCUGCAGUGCAAGGUGGAGCCUUUGAGGGUGUGUCAGUGGGGCCUUUUGGUGGUGGAUACGGAGAGGGUGUGUCUGAGGGAAUUGACGAGCUGGAGUGGGUGGUGCAGAAAGACAAGCACACCUACGAUGAGAUCUUCUACACACUGUCACCCGUCAAUGGCAAAGUGUCUGGCGCCUUGGCCAAGCGCGAGAUGGUCAAGUCCAAACUGCCUAACACUGUGCUUGGUAAAAUCUGGAAACUUGCUGAUGUUGACCGGGAUGGUUUCCUAGAUGAUGAGGAGUUUGCCUUAGCUAAUCACCUGAUCAAGGUGAAGCUUGAAGGUCAUGAGUUACCUGCAGAGCUGCCUGCUCACCUGGUGCCACCAUCCAAACGUGCUCAAUAGAGCUCACAAACUUGACCUGACUAAACCCUGACCACUAAUCCCUAAAGCACUAAUCACUAAAACACUAAGCCCUAAACACUAAACCCUGUGUACACCACCCUAACCCUCACUUAGAGGUCAUGUGUUUGUUUCCCUUCAUCCUGUACACUGAUUAAUUAUUAUUAGUGUUAGCAUGAUUAAUCUGACUCACUGCUGUCUGCAGAUUUAUACAGUUUAUUAUUAAAUAUUCUGCAUUUUCA